Messenger RNA from Rhinocladiella mackenziei CBS 650.93, 366 nucleotides. RefSeq lists its product as uncharacterized. NCBI's taxonomy places the organism in Eukaryota, Fungi, Ascomycota, Eurotiomycetes, Chaetothyriales, Herpotrichiellaceae. The coding region runs from base 1 to 366 and encodes 121 amino acids. The record is from RefSeq and is a predicted model, not a curated record. The transcript has 2 exons.
AUGGGAAACAUUUGCUCCAAGUCCGCUAACAAGCCGGACAACUUCUCAACUCCGGGAAGAACUCUUGGAUCCAGUGCUCAGCCCAAACCCAACUCGACCACCGUGCCACCGAAAAUCACCGCUAGUACCCCUGGUCGAGCACUGGGAGGAAGAGAUGGAGCCUCAAGUUCGGAAGAUGCAAGAAGCGCUGCAGCAAAAGCCGCCGAGGAACGAGCCUCAAAGGCCAAUAAAACGGGUGGCAAGCUCUCUGCCCAACUCAACUCGCAGAAAAAACAAACUCAAAAUCAGCUACUAAAUUCGAGGUCCGAAGAAGAGCGACUCGCUCGAGAUGCAGAUGAACGCGUUAAAGAUCGCAAUUGGAACUGA